This is a messenger RNA of Alnus glutinosa, 2116 nucleotides long. RefSeq lists its product as uncharacterized. The transcript has a single exon. Lineage: Eukaryota; Viridiplantae; Streptophyta; Magnoliopsida; Fagales; Betulaceae. Gene Ontology annotation, molecular function: protein binding. Bases 202 to 1881 code for a protein of 559 amino acids. The record is from RefSeq and is a predicted model, not a curated record.
UGCUGCAAGAAAAUGUCUUUCUCCGAAAGUGAGAGGGCAGCAACCUCCAACCCGGACAAAGAUUUACAGCAGUUGUCAUCUCUGUAGGCAUGUGAACGAAAGACUUCUGACUUUUCUUCGCUUAGUCUACGCACCUUCUAUAUAGUUUCACCUUCAUUCAAUCUACUCUCUGCACCAGAGUUCCUGUGUACAGAGAAAGUGAUGGCCACCAUCUCUUUCCUUGCUUCACUUUUGCUUUCAACUUUCUUGCUUCAUUUGUGCUUGUUCUAUGGGGUCGGUGCCGGCGAGCCGGCUCUCAGGUCCAAUAGGGAAGCAUUGGAAAUAAUUAUAGGUGGUGGUGGUGGUAGCAAUAAUCCCGCUCCUCCUCCCCCACCUGAACCUGACUGUCCCCCACCUCCAGCGCCACCUCCGCCCCCGUCUCCGCCGCCCCCUUCUCCGCCUCCCCCAUCUCCGCCGCCCCCAUCUCCGCCUCCCCCAUCUCCGCCGCCCCCAUCUCCGCCGCCCCCUUCUCCGCCGCCCCCUUCUCCGCCGCCCCCUUCUCCGCCUCCCCCGUCUCCGCCUCCCCCGUCUCCGCCGCCCCCUUCUCCUCCGCCCCCACCGUCUCCGCCGCCCCCUUCUCCUCCGCCCCCGUCUCCACCGCCCCCUUCUCCUCCUCCCCCGUCUCCGCCGCCCCCAUCUCCACCUCCCCCGUCUCCGCCGCCCCCAUCUCCACCUCCCCCAUCUCCUCUGCCUCCUCCACCUGGUAUUAGCCCUCGAGUUAUAAAAGCCUACUACGUAAUUCGAGAGUUCAAAAAAAAAAUCAAAGACGGCCCAAAAGACGUUUUGAAAUCAUGGGAUCGCAAAGAUAGAGACGUAUGCAAGUUCAAAGGCUUCUCCUGCGCCAAGUAUCCGACCGACAAACAACAAGCAGUUUCUGGAGUAGACUUCAACGGCUAUGGCUUUGUUGGUUAUAACAACCAGCUCCCACUCUCCGGGUUCAUGGAAAGGUUGGAAGACAUAACCGUGUUCCACGCGAACUCCAACAAUUUCACUGGUGGCGUCCCCCGGGAGAUCUCCAAGCUUCCGUACUUCUUCGAGCUAGAUCUUAGCAACAACAAGUUACAGGGCCAGUUCCCAAUGGAAGUUCUUCGUGCCAUAAACCUGACCUUCUUGGACCUCCGGUUUAACAAUUUGUGUGGCACGGUUCCCCCCCAAGUGUUCUUGCUAGAUGUGGACGUAAUCUUCAUCAACAACAACAAUUUUGAGCAAGGGCUUCCUUACAAUCUUGGCUCUACACCAGCCCUUUAUCUCACUUUUGCCAACAACAAAUUCACUGGGCCAAUCCCACGAAGCAUUGGCCUAGCUAGCAAAACCCUCCUUGAGGUGCUCUUCUUGAACAACACGCUCACAGGAUGCUUGCCAUUUGAGAUUGGCUACCUGAAAAAGGCCACUGUUUUUGAUGUGAGCAUCAAUUACUUGACGGGUCCAAUACCCCACUCAUUUCAGUGCCUGUUUAAAAUAGAGGUGCUUAACCUGGCUGAGAACCAGUUCUAUGGGUCGGUCCCGGAGGCAAUCUGCAAGCUGCCUAACCUAGAUGUCUUCAAUAUAUCACACAACUACUUCACCCAGGUUGGUCCUGAAUGCAGGAAGUUGAUCAAGAAAAAGGUUCUUAAUGUAAAAAAGAAUUGCAUUAUAGACCUUCCAAAUCAGAGACCAAAAGCUGAAUGUGCUGCAUUUUUCUCUAAGCACGAGUUCCACCGGUGCCCCAACGAGAAGUCCCUAAAUUACAUUCCUUGUCAGAAUAAGUAUUAUUCAGCUCCCCUUGGUUCGUCCUAUCAUCGACCAACGGUUCCAGCCCCCUCACCACUUUCCUAUGGCACUCUCAAACCGCAUAGGCUGUGAUUUUCAAGCUCCGAUUAUGGGGAUUCAUUAACGAUGUGUCGUGGGGGGUCCUUAAUUUGUAAUAUAUUUGCAUAUUUCUGUUCUCUUUAUAUUGAUCAAGUCAUGAAUAAGGCAAUGUGUUGUAAUUUGGCAUCUCCAUCAGACGCCAGUUCUUAUAGUGUAGUACUGAAGAUUCUCGUUGCGCUGCUCAAUUGUAUUCAUGAGAUAGCGUUCAUAAAUCAUAAGGUUGGCUAAA